AUGAUGCCCGGAUUGCGGCAGGAUGGCGGCCGCGAACAGCACAAUCCCCGGCGGCAAGGGCGCUUCCGCGUGAGCCACAACCCGGACGAUGUGUACGAUCCUAUGUUCCCCAACGAAUAUGACCACGUGUCCAAUGAGGAGGCUCAGCGUGCUUGCCAACCGGCAUCUCGUGUGGAGCUGAAGUUUGCCAACGUGGAGGUUGAGAAGUUAUCCGCUGAUGAAGCCCAUGCGCGACGUCUGAAGCUGCUUGAAGAGGCCGAUCGCGGUGGGAGCAGCGAAGCUCCGCCGAAGCCUGCCGCUCAAGGUCCCAAGGACAUCGGCCUGCGAAUAAUGCAGAAACUUGGAUGGACUGAGGGCAGGGGUCUGGGUGCGAAAGAGCAGGGUAUAGUUGCUCCGCUGGUCGGCAAAAACGUGGGGAAGCACGUGGGCGUCAUAGUUCAAGCGGCGGCUCCGACGAUCAAGCGUGCCACUAGGGGUCCAACUAAGCCGAACGCUGCUCGUGCUUCGGAAUCUGACCCCAAUGACGGUGACGCCGCGAGUGCUAAUGAAGGGGCGACUUCAACGCACGGUAAAGCGUCCACGAGUCGGAUUCUAAAGCUGGAUGGUGCGGAAUGCCCGAAGAGCGCAGAGGAGGUGCAGGGAGACUUCGAGGAAUCGAUGUGCCCGUUCGGGACUCUGAUGAACGUAUUGGUGCGAAGUUCUGGUGUCGGUUUGCCGUUUACAGUGUACUGUGAAUUCGAGGACCACAGGCAGGCAGUGGAAGCUGGUAAAAAUUUGCGCCAGAGCAUUCGUGGAUACAACGUUGUGCCGUCCUUCAUCACCGACGACGAAUACGCGGCUCUAUAA
This is a messenger RNA of Babesia bigemina, 846 nucleotides long. RefSeq lists its product as hypothetical. Gene Ontology annotation, cellular component: precatalytic spliceosome. The transcript has 2 exons. The coding region runs from base 1 to 846 and encodes 281 amino acids. Lineage: Eukaryota; Apicomplexa; Aconoidasida; Piroplasmida; Babesiidae. Gene Ontology annotation, biological process: mRNA cis splicing, via spliceosome. The record is from RefSeq and is a predicted model, not a curated record. Gene Ontology annotation, molecular function: nucleic acid binding.